This is a messenger RNA of Spodoptera littoralis (African cotton leafworm), 1185 nucleotides long. The record is from the annotation of a GenBank genome assembly. Lineage: Eukaryota; Metazoa; Arthropoda; Insecta; Lepidoptera; Noctuidae.
AUGAGCUCAUUUCUCACCAACGGUGGGUACCAACCUCAACCGGAUCCCAAAUUCCCGCCUUCCGAGGAGUACAGCCAAGCAGAUUACAUACCCCCAGGAGAGUAUUACCAACACCAACAUUUGCAAUACGGAUACCAGCACCAAUAUGCCCCAGUUCAAAUUGGGACAGGUUAUGGAUAUGGAGGGUAUUAUCAUCCAUUACCGCAGCACCCACCUGUCGCCCCGCCUCCAAGGCCUCCAGAACCGUCGCAUCCAUCCGACGCCGACCACGGCUACCCAGCCCAUAACCCUGACACUGCUCCAGGUUUAGCAGAACUUGGUUUAAGGCUAGAGAGACAUAUUGAAGAGGCUGCACCUGCAGGAAGAAAACUGCAUGCCUUGGGACGAGAAGGCUCCCCUGGGUCAGAGCUCGAUGAUGAAAGACUUCUUCUAGAUUCUCCACCUGUAGAAGAUGACGAUUCCUCUAUAUGUUCAGAUAAUACAGACAGGGUAAUUUAUCCAUGGAUGAAGAAGAUUCAUGUUGCUGGUGCCUCCAAUGGCCAGUUUCAACCUGGAAUGGAACCGAAGCGCCAACGCACAGCCUACACAAGACACCAAAUACUAGAACUUGAAAAAGAAUUCCACUACAAUCGAUACCUUACGCGAAGAAGAAGAAUAGAGAUAGCUCACACUCUAGUCUUAUCGGAGAGACAAAUCAAAAUCUGGUUCCAAAACAGAAGGAUGAAGUGGAAGAAAGACAAUAAAUUGCCCAACACCAAAAAUGUGAGGAGAAAAACCAAUCCAGCAGGCGUCACUACAACCACGACUAAGGGCACACCAAAGAGUAGAUCAAAUAAGAAUACAAAUAACAAUGAUAAGAAAAAAUCAAACAAUAAUGGCCGACCGGACAGUAUAGAAAAUGUUACAGAUAACAUAAUGAAUGAUUUACAUUGUGUUGGAGCUCAACAAAAUUUGUCGCACGAUCCAGCGAUCAGUCCAAUGUCUCACCCAGGGAGCCAGAUGAAUCCAGGGCACCCCAUGACACCGCAUCACCUUCACAUGAUGAGCAUGCACGGAGGCAUGGACCCGGCUCUGCUUGCUAACCUCGCAGCCCACGGGUCACCCGUCGGCACGGCAGGCUGCGGCACUGGCAUCCCAUCCAAUCAACCAGUCAUCAAAUCAGACUACGGUCUAACCGCCUUAUAA